Molecule: messenger RNA, 1404 nt
Organism: Wasmannia auropunctata (little fire ant)
Lineage: Eukaryota; Metazoa; Arthropoda; Insecta; Hymenoptera; Formicidae
Product: cancer-related nucleoside-triphosphatase homolog
Exons: 4
Coding region: 750-1337 (195 amino acids)
Molecular function (GO): ATP hydrolysis activity
Source: RefSeq, a predicted model, not a curated record
CGCCGCGCUUCCUCCUCCUUCUCCUCCUCCUCCUCCUCUUCUUUCACCACCUCCGCCUUCCACCACCCUCGCUACGUGUGCUGUUUACUUUGAACAAAUAUAUACCGUGGCUGUGCCUGCGGCGGAGAGAUCGCGUCCCCUCGCACGGCUCACGGCCACCAGAAGACUCGUCUACGAAGACGCGCGGAUGGGAAAGUAUACCCGUACCGAGAUACGUGCGGACCGUGUGGAACGUACGAAACGCCACGACGCACGGUCCUGUGUGUACACACACGCUCGGGCCCAACGUUCAACCUCUAACCGGAAGCUUCACCACCACACCGUCACCGUCGCCACCACCACACUACCACUACCAUACCAAUCCCGCACUCCGAUCAACUCCGAUCGGCCAACCGUCUGUCUCGUCCCGUCGCUGCUCGUCCAGCCCGAUCAGCUGAUCGCCGUUCGGUCGCCCCCCUUCCGCCCCGCGCGCCAGUGCGGCCACUUCUGUCGUCUACUUCGACGCUUUUAUCCGGUGCUGCUACUGUUGCCGUCCACGGCCGUCGUAAUCGCCGUAAACAACGCUCGCGCGAGCCCACGCGCGUGGCGGUCGGCGUUCUCGCGCGAACGCCGCCCUUAAUUCAUGUUCGUCGGGAACGAGUCGAUUGUCGACGACGUCCGCAAUUCGCGACGGAGACCUGUCACACACCGUAUGUCACAUCCGUUCCCGGCGGUUCCCGGAGUCAGAAGUAAACACACUGCUACAAGUCAUGGAAGCCAGCGGCGCGUCGCGGCCUUUACACGUACUACUCACGGGUCCGCCAGGGAUAGGUAAAACCACAGUAUGCAAGAAAAUCGCGUCGGCGUUGGAGAAAAAGGGCAGCAGAUUCGACGGAUUUUACACGGAGGAAGUGCGAGAUCGGACCGGCUCCAGGAUCGGCUUCGACAUCGUGGGAGUAAAGAAUUCUGGAAACAGAUUAUCCUUGGCGCGAUUAAAAAGCUUAACAGAGGCGCAAAAGGCUUCCAAGUACCAAGUGGGAAACUACCGUGUUUUCCUGGACAAUUUCGAGGCUGUGGCGCUUCCGAUAUUGGAUUUGGACACUGACGUGUUGCUCGUCGACGAAAUCGGCAAGAUGGAACUGUUCAGCAAAGACUUCAAGAAGAAAAUAACGGACAUACUUUUCGGUUCGUCUAAGAAAGCUUUCGUGAUCGGGACUAUCCCGCAGAUACACAAAGUGCCGCAGCAACACGCGGCGCUGUUCGAGAAGUUACACGCGAACGAGAGAAUCAAGAUUCUGAAUGUGACCCAUGGAAAUCGAAACAGUCUGCCGGAUGAGAUCACUCGUUAUUUCUCAUAAAUUUGUACCAACGUAUACUCGUUAUUUUAUUAGUCGCGUUAAAAUAAAAUAUCUAUUUAUGUAUGUA